This is a messenger RNA of Actinia tenebrosa (Australian red waratah sea anemone), 1011 nucleotides long. RefSeq names its product melanocyte-stimulating hormone receptor-like. NCBI's taxonomy places the organism in Eukaryota, Metazoa, Cnidaria, Anthozoa, Actiniaria, Actiniidae. The record is from RefSeq and is a predicted model, not a curated record. Gene Ontology annotation, cellular component: membrane. Gene Ontology annotation, biological process: G protein-coupled receptor signaling pathway. Gene Ontology annotation, molecular function: G protein-coupled receptor activity.
AUGGCGCAAAAUUUAAGUUACUGUUUUCAGUUUACCGAAUGGCCGUUGUACCUUCGCCAAAUCAAUGAUGGUAGACUUUUCAUCAUUCUUGCAGUAGUUAAUACAAUCUUUGCCUUGGCAGCUCUGAUAAGCAACGCCUUGAUCGUGGCAACGAUUCUKAAAACAAGAAGUCUUCAUAAUCCUUCUAGUACGUUGUUGUGUAAUCUWGCAGUGACAGAUAUUUUAGUGGGAGGUGUUAACCAACCUUUCUUYGUUGCCUGGCUUGUCGUUGUUCAUCAACAAACAACAGACCAAAAGACCGAAUGUACACUUGUAAUGACUGCCUCAAUGGCCUCGUAUAUUUUCUGUGGUGUUUCUYGUUGUAUGACUGCAGCGAUAGGUUUUGAGAGAUUUCUGUGCUUGUGGCUUCAUCUUCGAUAUCAAUCGAUGGUAACAGUGAAGCGAGUGCUGGUUUGUUGUGUUCUAUUAUGGAUCAUUGCGAUUAUUGGUGCAUUCCUGACACUCAUCGACAUGUCCUUGUACAACAUUCUCGUUGCCUCUGUAAUAGUCCUACUUGUAGCAAUUACAGUUUUGAGUUAUUUACAAAUUUAUAGAAUUUUGCUUCGACAUCGAAGAUCAAUUAAACCGGCCUUGAGGACACAAGAUGGAAAGAGCGCUAUCAAUAUUCAUCGCGUUAGCAAGUCUUCAUGGACGUUUUUCUAUGUAUUCAUUGCAUUUCUGUGGUGCUACCUUCYCUAUCUUGGCCUUAUUGUGUAUCGUGAAGUUAAUGGAGUAGACAAAAACGUUAUAUUAGCUACUCUGUUAUCAGUAACAAUUAUUGAUGUGAAUUCCACAUUGAAUCCUAUGCUCUUUAUGUGGAAUAUGAGAGAAAUACGGGUUGGGGUGCUCAAGAAGAUACGUAGUCUGUGGUCCAGCGAUGAUGGCACUUAUGCAAAUAAUUUGAACAACAGAACGAUAACAAAUUGGCAAACUCGUGGCGGCAAUACACAGCUAUCUCAGCAACGUUCCUGA